Molecule: messenger RNA, 1266 nt
Organism: Caretta caretta (loggerhead turtle)
Lineage: Eukaryota; Metazoa; Chordata; Testudines; Cheloniidae
Product: alpha-1-antitrypsin-like
Molecular function (GO): serine-type endopeptidase inhibitor activity
Source: RefSeq, a predicted model, not a curated record
AUGAAUUCCGCCCUUUCUGUGUGUUUGUUACUUGCUGCUUUUUAUGCUCUUGCCCAUUGCCAUCACUUUCCUCAUCACCCCACCUGUGAGGAUGACCAUAAAGUUACAAAUCACACGGAAGAGCAUGCACUCCUGAACCAGGCCUGUGUCAAACAAGGUGCUAGCUAUGCGGACUUUACAUUCAGAUUCUAUAAGCAGGCUAUAUUAGUGGAAGCAGACAAGAAUGUGUUCUUCUCUCCUGUGAGCAUUGCCACUGCCUUUGCAAUGCUGGCAAUGGGUGCUAAAUCGACCACUCGGACUCAGAUUUUUGAAGGAAUGGGCUUUAGCCUGACAGAGAUUCAGGAGGAGGAGAUACAUGAAAGUUUCCAUCAUCACAUCCACAUGAUGAAUUGUCCUAACAAUAAGAUCCAGACAAGUAUGGGAAAUGCCCUUUUUAUAGCGGCUGAGUUUAAAGCACUAGAGAAGUUUUUACAAGACGUCAAAACCUUUUAUGAAACAGAAUAUUUUCCUACUAAUUUCCAUAAUUUAAAAGAGGCUGAGAAAAAGAUCAAUGGUUAUGUAGAGAAGAAAACCCGUGGGAAAAUUCCGGAACUAGUCAGCUCUCUUGAUCCAAACACUGUAAUGGUUCUUGUUAACUACAUUUAUUUCAAAGCCUCCUGGGAAAAUCCUUUCAAUCCUUUCCACACCCGCGAGGAGGAUUUUUUGGUGGAUGAGAAAACCUCCGUUAAAGUCAGUAUGAUGCGCCAGGAUACCAACUAUGAAAGCCACUAUGAUGACCAGCUGUCGUGCUGGUUGGUGCAGAUACCGUACAAUGGAAAUGCCAAAGCAUUAUUUAUUCUGCCUGACGCAGGAAAGAUGAAGCAGGUGGAGGCUGCUCUCUUGAAAGAAACUGUGUGUAAAUGGGAGAAAUUACUUCAAAAAAGGAGUAUUAAUCUGUACAUUCCAAAGUUUUCUAUUUCGGGGUCCUACGAUGUGAAACUCCUGUUUAAGAAAAUGGGUAUUACUGAUGUGUUCUCUAGCCUUGCUGAUCUGUCUGGAAUUGCUGGGACGUCCGACCUGUAUGUUUCAAAAGCUGUUCACAAGGCCGUGUUGAAUGUUCAUGAGAAUGGCACCGAGGCAGCAGCAGCCACCGCGAUAGCAGUUAACAAAUUUCUUCAUCCUUCAACUACCAUUAAAUUCAACAGGCCCUUCGUUGUGAUGAUUGUUGAUAAAGCCACCCUUAGCACAAUUUUCAUGGGGAAAAUUGUCAACCCGACUAUAAAAUAA